AUGAUUAGUUCAUCCAUAGUAAGAUCACAAUCAAUUCAUUUAGUAACUGGUUUACUUGUCAAUCAUGAUCAUGCAUGGAAUGCAGAUGAUAAUCGACAAGAUGAAACUGGUGCAUGGUUGUUAGAUCCUCUAUUAGAUAAUAUUACUAAAACUGUAUAUGAUUCAGAUAUUUUUCUAACAGAGGAGAAUAUAAUGACUAAUAUAAUAUUGGAUCGAUUUGCAGAACAAACAUGGAAAGAAUAUAUUCUUAAAUCUUUAUCGCUUCGUAAUGAUAUUGAUCUAAGACCAAUAGCACAAUAUAAAAAAAGUCAAGAAUGUCCUUAUUAUAUAACGUAUAUUAUUGAUCAUUAUUAUGAUCUACCUGAAAUUAUACUUUUUUCACAUGGUCGACCUCAAGGACAUAAUCCAAAUAUUAUCAAACAAUGGUCAUGGUUUAUUCAACAAGUACAACAAGAUAAACAACGUCUUUUUUUCAAUGCAUCAAUUGGUUAUAUAAGUUCUAAUUGUGGUUCUUAUGUUAAAAGAUACACUCGAAGUCGUCCUAUUCUUGAUUUACUUGGUUAUGACCGUACAGUCGAUCCAUUGGCUAAUCAAAUAAAAGCAUUAUCUUUGGGUACUUAUUGUUGUGCACAAUUUAUUAUUCAUCGUUCUCGUAUUUUACAACAUCCAAUAUCAUUCUGGCGUUUAGCAUUAAAAAUUGUUAUUGAUAUGAAUGAUUGUUCACAUUUUGAACAUAUAUGGCACGUAUUAUUUGGUGAACCAGGUGAACUUGACCGACAGAAAAAUCUUGCUGUAUGGUAUGAACAAGCUCAUCCAGAAUUAACAGAACGAUGUUCAACAGAUAUCGUAAACGAUUAA
Adineta steineri is the source of this 858-nucleotide messenger RNA. Lineage: Eukaryota; Metazoa; Rotifera; Eurotatoria; Adinetida; Adinetidae. The record is from the annotation of a GenBank genome assembly.